AUGGCAAAGACGCGACGUUCUUGUCCCAGCCACCCAAUCGACAGGCGACAUGGUGCUGAGUUACGCCGUGCUUGUGGGGCCGCCUUGAACGUCGAGUCUCCUCACGACGUGUUCCACUCAAGGGAUAAGGCAAGCAUCCAUCUGAUUCAUCUGCCCACGUUCUACUCGAGCCAUUCACUGACUGGUAUACCUUCUCUUCGCAUGCCCACAGGCCCGGGCACCACCAUCCCCAUCUCCGUCACAUCCGUCCUCGCCGUCCGCCUCGCCCCUUCUCUCGCCCUCAGAAAACCGCGCAUCAUCAUGCGAUACGACGUGACAGAAUUGUCGGCCUAUUGGCAACGGCUUCGUUGAGAGAGGAAUGCGAUCAAGAUUUCAUCGAUGAACGUAUCCUGCCUCGCGUCGUUGUGUGCGACCCAGUCGCCUUGGUCCAUCAAGUUUUCGCCAUCGAGUCGGACCAUCUCGUCCGACAAGUGCAAGACGCACAACAACACAGCAAAGCUGCAAAGAUCAUCCGCGCUUCGUACAAUACGAUAUGUGGGCGCCAGAGUCACUUGCGAACAUUAGAUUGGAUGUCGCAGGCAGCACGCCUGGUAAGUGCCCUUUAGAAGCUGGACAGGAACCAUUGCGACAUCUACGGACGCUGACCAGCUCCUCUACGCUCACUUUCUCAUUCUCUCGGCGCAGGCAACGAAUAAUCAAGCGCACAAGCUGACCAUCGCUGAAGUGCAGCGAUGGCCCCGCCUGACCGACCGAGUAGUAGAGUCGGAGUGUUGGAGUUCCGGCCGCCGACUCACUCCAACUAAAGAAUCGCGGUAUUUCCUAUCGUGCCACCGGCAAAAGAUGUCCACGUCGGCUCCAAGCCUCGGGAGCCGUAUGCUGGUCCCCAUCGCAUUCACUGGUCACGAUUUCGAGGAGCAAUAGGCAACUUCCCUCCUUCCUGCUCAUCCGCUCGUCGAUGUUAUGCUGGACCUCGCGCAGCACGCACUCACGCAACCGACGCGGCUCUUCGCACCGGGUCUAGCCGUCGUGGACGGGGACGCUUACCUCGUUGUCCUCGAUCACGAGGUGUGUCGGAUUGCUGAGAUCGCAGAAUGUUGGGGAGCUGGCUUCGGAGUGUUCGCUGCGGUGCUGUCAACCUUGCUCGGACUGGACGUCUACUCGAGCGGAUUCUCUCCCUUGUUCCGAUACGAGUGCUGUCGCGGGACCGGUCUCACGCCUGUGUGCUUCUACCCUCGUUUUCUCUGCAGAGGCAAAGGCAAAAACGAAGAUGAGGGAUCGAGUGUGAUCAAGGGCCGUACUGCCGAGUUCGAGAAGGAGGAGCCGAUCGAACUCUUGGUGUCCCACGUUUUGGACCGUGGCAGAUCGUCCAUUUUUGGUCUGCACGCUAAUCUUCCGCCUGUCUCGCCCAAACUUGCUGGAGCAAGCGUCUCCGAACGCUCCGACUUCCUCGUUCGUACUCAAGAUCCAGCUCGUCCCUGGUGAACACCGAGGCAAUGAGGCGCAAGUGCUUGAUUCGAUUCGUUCGCAUCACGAGAGGGGGACACCUUUCCUCGGAAACCAUUGGCCACCUCGCUUUGCCCGAGCUGACGAAGUCGUUGCCGCUGCACUACUCACAAGCGCCAGACCACGAGAUACCCGAAGCGGCGAAACCGGAAGACCCAAACGAGCGUGUGAAAGAACCUCUCCGACGCACGCUCGAUCUGCUCCUCUUACGCAAUCCGACCGCUGAACUGCCCAGACCCGUCUCCGAGCCCGUGUCCGGUUUGCGCCAGGUCUAUCGGGUCUUUGAUCAGCUUCUGGCUGGUUUGUCGGAUACCCACGCGUCGGGCAUCCACCAUCGUGAUCUUUCACUGAGUAACAUCCUGCAUCACGAAGGUCAUCUCGUUCUGAUCGAUUGGGACGCGGGCGCGGUCGGUGCGAGUGUACCUGUGGCAGCUGUCGAGGGCGGACGCUUGAGUAUGAGCCUUGCGACCGCACCCCUCGGCGCGAUCGCAUGGUAUUGCUGGGGAUUCCGGACUGCCAGGGUCCAUGGCUUGCAUCACGCACUCGAGUCGAGCAUCUACUGGUUCGUCACCGUCUUGAGGUACCAUAUCGCCUCGGAGGAUUCGGCCAAAGUAUGGGACGAGAUGGGGCUCCCUCCAUCCUAG
Microbotryum saponariae is the source of this 2147-nucleotide messenger RNA. NCBI's taxonomy places the organism in Eukaryota, Fungi, Basidiomycota, Microbotryomycetes, Microbotryales, Microbotryaceae. The record is from the annotation of a GenBank genome assembly.